GGUGUGUGUAUGAGAUUUAUAAUUCCUGAACUGCUCGAAUGUGUAGGCGCUCACGCCACAAACAAGGUAGCUAAACACGUCAGGAAUAGUAAUUUGUGGUAGCUCGUUAAAAUCACCUGUCCACUCAUGAUGUUCGUACGGAUCAAGCCCAUUAAUUCCCUCAAUUUUCUCAAGGUAGCGUUCCUUUGCUUCUUUGUUUAGCUUAUCGCGGUAAGGUAUCUUGCACUUGCUCUUCGCACGGUCCAUUUAUGUUUUGAUAGAGUGUCCUAAAACAUGGCGGCCGCUACCCAGCAUGCAACGCGCCAUGACGUAGUUGCCCACACUCUAUUUGUAACACUCAAGCAAAGGACAGUCAGUGAGCUCAGGUUGUUGAAUACACCUUAAGGAAAAAAAACAACAGAACGUCAUUGAAAAAAAACGUAAAAACGUUAAAAUAAUAUGAAGCAGCGCAUGCGCAGUGCAGGUAAGAAGCACGAAUCGAUGGGUCGCACAACUCGACAGAACACCUGGUCAGGCCGAGAAUUCCCACCGCAUUCCUCGAGUCCACAGCCUCCACACGUGCCGCCAGAAAGAUACUUCAAUUCUUCUCUCCUGUCUGAAGUUUGUCUCCACAAACAACCAAAAGGUGAAGCCUGAGGCAUUCAGAAGAAUCUCCAAUAUCUGCAAACGCUGUUGAGUACAUCUAACAAUGAAGCCAAGUCCAGUAGGGGAGGAAACUCCCCACUGUUCAGAGUGCGGAAAGAAUUUUACUACACAGCGUAAUCUCAUUAUACACCAGCGCAUUCACACAGGAGAGAAACCGUAUCAGUGCUCGGAGUGUGGGAAGAGUUUUAAUCAAAUGAGUACUCUCAAAACACACCAUCGCACUCACACAGGAGAGAAACCGUAUCACUGCUCAGAUUGUGGGAAAAGUUUUGGUCAUCAGACUAAUCUUAAACACCACCAGCGCAUUCACACAGGAGAGAAACCCUAUCACUGCACAACCUGUGGGAAGUGUUUUAUUACACAAAGUCUUCUCAACAUACACCAGCGCAUUCACACUGGAGAAAAACCAUAUCAAUGCCCAGAAUGUGGGAAGAGUUUUAUUACACGUGCCGUUCUCAACAUUCACCGGCGCAUUCACACAAAAGACAAAACGUAUGACUGUUCAGUGUGUGGGAAGAGUUUUACUCAACAGGGUAUUUUCAAAGAACACCAGCGCAUUCACAGUGGAGAAAAACCAUAUCAAUGCCCAGAGUGUGGGAAGAGUUUUACUACAUAUUCUCUUUUCGUCACACACCAGCGCAUUCACACUGGAGAGAAACCUUAUAAGUGCUCAGACUGUGAAAAGACUUUUGCUCGACAGAGUAUUCUUAAAGAACACAAGCGCAUUCACACUGGAGAGAAACCGUAUGAAUGCCCAGAGUGUGGGAAGAGUUUUGUUGUACUGAGUUCUGUCAUCGCACACCAGCUCACUCACAAAAAAAAGAAAGAGCAUCAAGAUUCGGAGUGUGAGACUAGCUCUAUGCAUUUAGAUACAAUAGAUUCCACUCAUUUCAGCAUUCCAGGUACUCAAUGCAGAUAUUAAAAUAGAGUGAAGGGGCGACUGAAGACAAAACAAAACUUUUCUCUUAAGCUGUGUUCCAGUGCACUGAUACAAGGCCUUGGAGACUGGUUGGGGACUGAUGUUCUGCUGAAUGCUGUUUUAUUAGGACACUUUUACUGUUUUGGAAAGAACUGAGGAAGAAGAAGAAGAAGUGAGAUUGGUAAAAAGAGCAUGUAUGAACUAUGGAAUAUCAAGCUAUCUGAAUGAUCUGUUCGUAACCUUUCCUCAGAAUGGAAGCAAUUAGAAAGGUGUCAAUUUCAUAAAAACAGUGGGAGAAGCUUUUUGAUUUGCUUUGCAGCAUGGAUCCAUUAUUUGACGCUGCUGACUUAGCCACGUUCUGAUAGAUUCUGUCCAGUGAUUUCCUAUGUAGUUAUCAGUGUAAAGGUCUAAAAAGCUUUGAAUACUAAUCAUAAAAUGACCAUCUGUGGUUGUAAUAUAGCAAAAGUAUUAUCGUAAUGAUAUUUUUAUUUACAUGUAGUUUACACAAACCAGUUAUUGCUUAGAUCUUGUGUUUAUUAGUUUGGGAGAAGGGUACCGAAGUGUGCUCUCAAGCUGUCGCUGUGCUGUUAGUUCUCUCUUUCUCUUGCUAUAACCCAAUCUGUAAUCCUUUCUCUCUCUCACUCGCUUUGUUUGUAUGACAUGACACAUAUAGAAUUAACAUUAUGCAUAUUGUAAAUUGUGAAGUUGUAUCUGAAAACUGUAUAAAUAAAAUGUUGAAUGGUA
Molecule: messenger RNA, 2308 nt
Organism: Astyanax mexicanus (Mexican tetra)
Lineage: Eukaryota; Metazoa; Chordata; Actinopteri; Characiformes; Acestrorhamphidae
Product: zinc finger protein 501-like
Exons: 2
Coding region: 689-1567 (292 amino acids)
Biological process (GO): regulation of transcription by RNA polymerase II
Molecular function (GO): RNA polymerase II cis-regulatory region sequence-specific DNA binding; DNA-binding transcription factor activity
Source: RefSeq, a predicted model, not a curated record